CCACGUGUCCCGACAAAACAGCUGCACCAGCAGAAAAGCUACUACCAGAGCCACACUUUCCUCCAUGUGUCUCUUUGUCCUUUCUAUGAAUAUUGUUUUCUUUUUCUACAGGAGCUGUCAGCAUCCGGGACAGCAAAGACAUUUAAUCUUUCUAUAUAUGACAGGAGAGGGUGUGUGUGGGGGUGUGAGGAGGGGGUCUGUCCCCGGUAACCGACAUCCACGGCGCGCACGGCGACCCAACACCGCCUCUACUGCCUCUCCUGUUACAGCUCAGCGAUCGACUUACGUGGCCGGGGAAAAUGUUGCAGUAAAGGGAGGAGAGUAGAGGAGGGAGGGAGGGAGGAAGAGGAGAGGAGGGACAGAGAGACUGCAGCAUCGCUGGAGACCGGAGGCAGCAGCCGUCCCGAGCAGCGCAGGUGAGAAGAGAGAGAAAAAAGAUAAGAAAAGAGAAGAAGGAGGAGGAACAGAAGGAGGAGGCGCUGGAAUGAGAGAGAAUGCGGGACUCUUAAGGAGGUGGGGAGAAAAAAAAAGACGCAUCUACAACUCGAUCCAUCACUAACAGAAGCAUCCCGAGCACGGACUGCGCUGGAUUACACUCCGAGACUGUAAACUAAGGCUUCAUUUGCCUGUUCCGUCUUUUUAAAAAAUCUGUCAAAGUCGCUUUGAAGAGCACUCCUGUCCUCUCACAACUUGCGUAAAGGAAUCUGGCUGCUUGGCACGUUGCUCCACUGCGGGAAAAAGAGGGAAGCGCAGCUGGAUAACAGAAAAAAGUGGUGCUGCAUUGCAGUUUCUAACUGAAAAAACGUGAGGAAAAAAGAGCUGCUGUCCCAAAUGUGACUGGAAUGAGAAAAAAAAAACAGGAACUUCCAAAUUGCAUUGUGAACCUACGAGCGUGUCUGUGACAGCAUAGCACUCUGGGGAGAAGAUGAAAAGUAGCGUGGAUUAAUCACAGCUCCAUGAAUUAGUUCUUACGCGUUUUUACGCAGCGUGAUGGAUUUCCUUGCGUCUUUGUGGCGUGAACUAUAGCACAGGCUGCAGAAUUAUCUUUAGCAGAAGUUGAGAGAAAAUAAAAAAAGCCAGCAGGGAGAGUAGGAGGAGAAUAAAAAUAAGAGAAAGAAGGGAUCCCGCACUGCUGAAGUGAACAGAAGCUGUUCCCCGGACCUCAGUCCGCAGAGAGCGAUCCAGAGAAAUAAAUCAAACACCCACGCUGCGAGGUACCUCCGACCACAAGACAGCAAUAAAUAACAGACAAAGCCACCGCUGGAAAGCUGGAGGUGUGAGGAGAGGUGAGAGGAAGAAGGAGCCAUGCAGAGGCUUGGUGCAGUGCACUCCUCCGCGGCGCAGGCUCUCUGCCUCGUGGUCUUGCUGCUGCAGUUGCUGACUCAGCUGCCGGUUGCCGACUCAGCUCUCCGGUACCGGGUGGCGGAGGAGGGCCCGCCAGAUGUGAAGAUCGGAAACGUGGCGGUGGACCUGGGACUCAAAGCGGGCACGGGCAGCGAGGACGUCACCUUUGCCCUGGAGAGCGGCUCAGAGUACUUCAAGAUUGACAAUGUGACAGGUGAGCUGACCACAGGCCCCCGGCGCAUCGACAGGGAGAAGCUCCCCCAGUGUCAGAUGAUAUUUGAUGAGAACGAGUGUUUCCUGGACUUUGAAGUGUCAGUUAUUGGGCCCCUGCAGAGCUGGGUCGACUUGCUGGAAGGCAGAGUUGUCAUAACAGACAUCAACGACAACACACCUUCCUUCUCCUCACCUGUCCUGCAGCUCUCAGUUGAGGAAAACCGCCCAAUUGGAACCCUUUACCUGCUCCCCACUGCAACAGACAGGGACUUUGGGCGGAAUGGCAUUGACAGAUAUGAGCUUGUCCAGGAUAAUGGAGCGGGGUCGAGUUCAGCGAAACGCACAGCAGGAGGAAACCCCAUUACCAGAGUGGAUGGACUUGACCGGAGGGGCAGAAGUGGAGAUAAUGGAGGAGGAGCUAGAAGCAGUGUGUUUGAGUUGCAAGUGGCAGAUAUCCCAGAUGGUGAAAAGCAGCCACAGCUCAUUGUGAAAGGCAUACUAGACAGAGAGCAAAAAGACUCUUAUGAGCUCAUACUCAGGGUUAGAGACGGAGGGAACCCUCCACGUUCCUCCCAAGCUCUGCUGCGUGUUUCCAUCACUGAUGUCAAUGACAAUGGCCCACAGUUUGAGAGGUCUACCUACGAAGCAGAGAUUACAGAAAACGCCCCUCCAGGUACGCCUGUGCUUCAGGUCAGAGCUUCAGAUCGUGACAUUGGGGUCAAUGGGCAGGUGGAGUACGUCUUUGGAGCUGCCACCGAAUCUGUCAGGCGAGUCCUGAGGCUGGACGAGGCAACCGGAUGGUUGAGCGUUCUACACAGAAUUGACAGAGAAGACGUGACCCAAUUUAGAUUCACAGUCACAGCCAGGGACCGGGGCCAGCCUCCCCGGACUGACCGCACCACUGUCGUCUUGUCCGUCCGAGAUGAAAACGACAACGUCCCAGUUGUAGACAUAAGAAAGAUUGGACGGAUCCUCGUCCGAGAUGGAGCGGCUUUGGUGCCAGAGAAUGUUCUGGUGGACACACCUGUAGCGUUGGUCCAAGUUUCGGACCGAGACCAAGGAGAGAAUGGGGCGGUGACCUGCACGGUUGUUGGAGAUGUUCCAUUCACACUAAAGCCAGCCGGAGAAACUGUCCUUCCACCCCUGCCUGCUGAUGAAGCUUUGGACAAGAACAAGAAGAAAUACUUCUUACAUACAUCCGCUUUGCUGGACUACGAGGCUACAAAAGAGUACAGCGUAACGAUUGUGGCGGUAGACUCUGGGAGCCCCAGUCUGUCCAGUAACAGUUCACUAAUGGUGCGAGUGGUGGACAUCAACGAUCAUGCCCCGGCCUUUGCCCAGAGCGUUGUGGAGGUCCAUUUUGCAGAGAACAACUCACCUGGUGAAAGGGUGGUCACCGUCGUUGCUACAGAUGCGGACAGUGGCAAGAAUGCUGAAGUGGUUUACAUUCUGGAUCCUGCUUCUAAUGGCCCAUUCUACAUAGAUGCAGACAAUGGAGAUAUUCGUGCAUCAGAGGUCCUGGAUCGUGAGCAGCGAGAUAGAUACGAGCUAAGAGUUAUUGCAAAGGACAAAGGUAUCCCGCCUUUGCAAGGGUCUGCAACUGUUGUUGUCCAGGUGACAGAUCGCAAUGACAACGCACCAAAGUUUGUUCAAGAAAUCUUUACGUUCUAUGUCAAGGAGAACCUACUAGCCAACAGCCCAGUUGGUAUGGUCACUGUGACUGACGCAGAUGAAGGUGAGAAUGCAGAGCUUAGUUUGUUUAUAGAGAUGGAUGGAGCGGACACAAAGAAGGUUGAAGGGGCAGACAGCGAGAAAGAACAACAAGAGUUGUUUUCAAUAGAGAACAACACUGGAACAAUCUUUUCGUCUGCGUCAUUUGACCGUGAAAAGCUUUCCACUUACACCUUUCGAGUUCGAGCCGUGGAUGGAGGGGAGCCCCGCAAAACGGCCACAGCCACAGUCUCCCUUUUUGUGACAGAUGAAAAUGACAAUGCUCCUGAAAUCACUUCUCCUGCCAACGAAUCCUACACCCUCUUACCACCCGCCAGCAGUGCUCGCACCAUUGUCAGAACUGUGACAGCCACUGACUUAGAUUCAGGCCAAAAUGCUGACCUUCGCUAUGCUCUAGUAGGAGGAAAUCCCUUCAGACUGUUUGAGAUUGGAAACACCAAUGGGGUGAUCACACUGGCAGAGCCUUUGGAGCGGCGCCACAAAGGUCUACAUCGCCUGGUGGUUCGAGUUAAUGAUAGCGGGAUCCCCUCUCUCUGUGCCACAACACUGGUUCACGUCUUCAUAAAUGAGAGCCUGGCUAACGCAACCUUGGUGGACGCACAGGUGGCAAGAAGCCUGAUGGCUCCGCUGACAUUGGACAUUGCAGGAGACCCAGACAGUGAGCGUGCUCUGGGUAAACAGCCCCUCAGUGUAGCCAUCGGUGUCCUGGCAGGAGCUGCGGCGGUCAUCCUGGUCAUACUCCUUGUGGUCACCGCUAGACAAUGCGGGGCUCAAGGCAAGAACGGCUAUGAAGCUGGUAAGAAGGAACCUGAAGAGGACUUCUUCAGUCCUUCAGGGGCUCAGCCCCAGGCCAGCAGAGGCGGAGGGUCAGAUCGAGGACGUAAGCCUCGGCGAGACAAGCGCAGUGGAGGUGGUGGUACGGCUGGAGGAGGAACAAAGUCUGACAGAUCACAUUACAGUGGCAUCGUCACCGUCAACGGCCUCCGUCACCACGUCAAUGACGAUGACGAGGAGGAUUUGAGCAGCGCCAGUGAGCGCCUGGCAGCCCGCUACUGCACCGUGGAUGGUGACCCAGGCAGCCCGCGCAUGGGUGGAGGCAGGAGACACCAGUCCAGCCCAGAUUUUGCCAGGCACUACAAAUCCAGCUCACCUCUUCCAGCUGUGAAUCUACAGCCCCACUCACCCCCAGCAGAGGGAAAGAAGCACCAAGCAGUUCAGGAGCUGCCUCCAUCCAACACCUUUGUGGGGAGCGGUGGAUGUGUGGGGAGCGCCGGCUCCAGCAGCAGCAGCAGUGGUGCUAGUGGCAACGCAGAUGCCAUGUCCCUGGGUUCAGACCAGUGCUCCGAGUAUGGGUGCCAGACUGGGAACAAGUACAGCAAACAGGGAACCCUUCGUCGGGUGACUUUCUCGGUUGUGACCCAACCUCAAGACGGGGGUUGCUAUGACAGCGGGCUGGAGGAUUCGGAAACGCCCAGCAGUAAGAGUUCGUCUGGGCCGCGGCUGGGAGCCCUGCCUCUACCUGAGGAAGGGUACGAGCGAACCACACCGGAGGGCAGCGUGGGGGAAGAGGAGCACGUGGAGAACGAUGCCAGACAGCUUCCAGAUGUAGCUCUGACCGGAAAGUGCACCAGGGAGUGUGAUGAAUUUGGCCACUCAGACACUUGCUGGAUGCCUGUCCGCCCUUCGCCGCGGCAGCGCCAACGCCACGGUAGCGACCCCCCUCGGCUGUCGACCUUCGCCCCGGGGGAUGACAACAAUAAUCUCCGCGGUAACAACCACGAAAGCGACAGCGAGAGUGCCGGCAGCGCGGGGAGCUCAGAGCCCGGUGUGGUCGUCAGCGGGGAGGGUCAGAGGCUACCUUUAGCCAACGGGGAUCCUCUUGGCACUCUGGGUCGCGGAGACCGCAACAGGAACAUGGGGGAUCACAAUCGCAACCUACUGAACCGCAAGAUGACCUCGGCAUCCUACGACACGUUUAGCAGCGCGGGGCUCGGAAGGCGCCAACCUGAGGAGGAGGGAGGAGAAGGCCAGAAACCAGCCGAGGUCAUACCACUGACGCGGACAGGAGGGGAUUACAAGACAACAUCGUGCCUCACCUUAUCACGCCGUGAGGUCUACCUGUGACGGCCCUGCUGUGCAGCAGUCCACACCACGACUUUCUUUUUUCUUUUUUUUUGUUGGAGGAGUUCAACUGAGCUGAAAGUCUUAAAUGUGAUUUCCAAAAGCCUUUAAGAAACUCAAAUUUUUGGAUUCUAACAGCUAUAGUCACUCAAACUCAAGUCUUGACCAGCUCUUUGGGGAAAAAAAAGUUUUUAAUGACCACUCUAAGCUACCUAGAGGUGAAGAUGGUACUUGUAUGUGGAAAAUCUGCCUCUUCUUUUUAAUGGAAUCCGAUGCAUGCUUGAUCCUUCCACCACAGACGUGUGAAGAAGACUCAAAACUAAAGCUGACGAAGGACCGGGUCAGUCCGGUCCAUAUCCCGUCAAAACAUGGACUCCUUUGAAUCCAGCUGAAAUCAAUCAGACUUUGUACGAAUUUAACAACUGUAUGCUAACAUGGGUGUGAGAAAUAUUAACCAGUUUCACAAGAAUCUUGUCUUAAACUAUAGAGAAUGCUCAAACUACAGACUUUUACACCAGGAUCCAAUGUUAGUAUUUAAAAACACAAGGUGUCUCUAGUGCCACAUGUGUGAAAAAGGGUCGUUUAUGAGUUUCCUUAACGCCCAGCGUGUAUGUACAUAUGGUAUGUGUGUAUUUGAUAAUCAAAAAAACAAAACAAAAAAAAGAAAAACAGCAGUUCUCCCUUUCUGAUGCCCUCUGCUAAUUCUAAAGACAGUUCAUUACACACUCACUGUGUCCUGACAGUGCUCAUGUAUGACUAUUGUCCCCUCACACAUACACAAACGCACACACAAGCAUGCAAACACUUUUAUACACACAUACAGCAUGUAAGCUUCAUCUACCACAGUGGAUUUAAACAAUGUGAAGAUGGCCACAAUUUGUGUGAAGACUUAAGUGGCUGUGUACCAUUAAGUAUUUAAUAACCUGCUCUCACUAUCAUACAAACAAAAUAAAAAUACACAGACACUCAGCAUUUUAGGCAGAAACACGCAAAGAUGUACGAACAGCUCGGUUCAUGUGUGCUCUAAUCAUGUUUUUCUUUUAACAUCGCCUCUAGCUGUUAGCCUUUUUGCCUGCUCUGCUCCACACAGUAUUUAAACAUGAAAUGUAUUUAAAUAAUCACUCAUCUCUGACUAAUGUGUGAAGCUGCAUUUAAGGGAAUCUCAUUGACAUCUACUGUAGGUAAUGAUAGAAACUCUUGAAGGAGUCAAUGCUCCACAUACCUGUAAGUAGGACUCUUUUAAAAACCAAAUUGUGUGGGGAAAAAAUGGACAGGAAAUGGACUGCAUGACAGAAAGAUGAUGCAAACUUUUCUUUUUUCUUUUUUAAAUGUCGUCCUUUUUUUUAUUUGCACUCUGCACGACUGUUUGGGAGCGUCACACACAGACGGUGGUGCAUAUUAGAAGUUUUAGCCCCUCUAUCAGCUUUCACAGCCCUCAAGUGGGUAAGACUAUGGUCACAUAUCCCAAAGUUUUGUGACAAAUUCGGGAGAUGGUUGCAUAGCGGCAUUUGUAAUCGGGAGGGGGCAGAUGCACAGUUGCAGCGACGGGACAAUUAUUCUCUAAAGGUUGACGUCAGUCAGUGGUGGGACAGUGGUUGGCCAGUGAGAGGCGGGAAUGACGUCAUUACAAAAUCAGGCAACAGGUGGGACGAUGGCAGCCAGAAUCGCCAGCAGCAGUUCUGACUGAACAAUAAGUGAACGUCUCCGGACACCAGCCGUCCAUAUUAAGUGUCACCAGCCACCCUGUAGCCCAGUGGGGUAUAAGAAUCGGGCCAUUCUGCACGCCUGACCCCCUCCUGGCUGUCCAUGACCAUGCCAACGAUUAGAAAAAAAAAUCAUGUGGCGGCAUGAAAUCUUGAAGAUUCUGCCAAUACCUCCCCGUCGCCGAAUGGGCAGUUGUAUUUGAUCCCGUAGCAUUAAAGGUAUGCGUUGAAUCAGGAUACUUGCUGCUGCCGUCCAUUGAGCUGCGCAGCGCUGAUCCGAACGCACCCGAAGUGCUGCGCCGAUCCCUCCUUUACAUUCGUCCUUCCCAUCAGCCGCCGCACGACUUCCGACACACUCUGCUGCACUGGGCCGAAGAGAGGGUGUGGAUUCAGGCCAGCACAUCUUAAUUCCCAUCAUCAGUGUGUGUGGCUCAGUGGUGUGAUAGGGAUAAUAGGGUUAGGUUGUCCCUGUGGUCUUAAUGAGUUUCCUUUCUCCUCUCCUUCUCUGCUCUUGAUCUGCACUGAUCUCAUUAAUGUCGGCAUAGGCCGGUGCACCACUGCUGGAAACUGCCAGUAAGUAUGCCUCUUCAUUUUGCUCGUUUUGGAUCAGACUAGACUGAGGAGACAUCCUUGUUAAGGAAGUCAGAAAAAGAAAAAGCAGCUCAGCUCAGGUGUGCAACACAUUUAACCUACACACAGCUCGACUGACAAGAAACUUGAUUUUUGAGGGUAAAAAAGUUGUGACAUUUUACCAUUUAUCGGGUUAUAAAAGCUGAGAGAUGAUCUGUGUAUGUAAUUAGACUUUGUAAACCUGUAAAUAAUUUAGGCUUUACUACUCUGUGAACACUGUUAAGCUUUGAGCUAUGAUGUAUUUAUUCCCAUGCCUUCAUAACCCCCUUAAAUCCCCCUCCUUCCAACGUUGGCUGUUUACACAGCUCUGAUGAACUAUGACGAGAUGUACCAAAAUUCAAAACUUGGAAUUUUCUCCGUCGAUAAGACACUUUGAGGCAGCCCACUGGAUUUGGUACAUAUCUUGAGAGACAGAAAGGCAUGUGCUCCUUCCCUGGAACAAAGGGACGUAUCAGCUCUACGAGGAUAUGAAGGAACCGCGGGAAUCCCAGUUUCUGGAAAGAGACUCUCGACGCAGCCCUGCCUCUACAUAGCGGCACAUAUUUCUUCAAACUGCUGUUUUAUGGCAGGUCCACUGUUGCACCUUUUAAACCCUCGAAUUUGAAUUGAAGGGAAACUUGUAAAUGAAUCUGUGUGGGUGUGUCCUUUUUAUACUGCACGUUUAAGCAUCAGUAUGUUUUAGUCUAAAACAAAGAGGGUCGAUGGACAGAAAACGGGAGGUGCGUCACGCCAAUCGCCCACUAAAAGGAGACUUUUUUUAGGAGGGUUUUGGUGGAAAAAAACCCCAAUCCUGUAUCUGCCCUAAUAUCCCUUUGACUCGCCGUCCUCGCCAUGUACAGAUCAAACUACAGAGUAGAACAGGCAACUGGAAACAGACAAGCAUGCUUAAGGUUCAAAUCUGCACUUAGAAAAACGCAGGAUUGAAGUAAAUGUUUCAUUUUAUUUUUUAUUUCAUGCUUAAAGGUGUGUUUCUCUUUUUCCUUUUUUGUUUGUUUAUCCCCCUUCCUGUAAUUACAUUAUGAACUAAUUGCAUUUGCUAUGUGGAGGGAGAUGGGGAGCUCUCAACAAAUGGUUUGGUUUGAAUAUGAAUCAUGUAAAAGUUUGACUUUGCCAUUAAAAGCUUAAAAUGUU
Molecule: messenger RNA, 8873 nt
Organism: Oryzias melastigma (Indian medaka)
Lineage: Eukaryota; Metazoa; Chordata; Actinopteri; Beloniformes; Adrianichthyidae
Gene: pcdh7a
Product: protocadherin 7a
Exons: 6
Coding region: 1306-5412 (1368 amino acids)
Biological process (GO): homophilic cell-cell adhesion
Cellular component (GO): plasma membrane
Molecular function (GO): calcium ion binding
Source: RefSeq, a predicted model, not a curated record